UCCGUCUUCUGCGUGGGCAGAUCUGACAUGUCCAAGAAACCCAGCGGCUUCCUUCAUUGUCAAUCUCCUGCUUCAACUCUUGGUUUCAUGGCGACCCUUAAGAGGAGAAGACGGGCACGGUCUAUGAUCAGAUUUGCUACUGUUUGCCUCGUUGUUUUCUUCUUAUCUUCAACACUUGCAAGUGCCCUUUCAAGUAUAAUUGACAGAACCCGAAGAGAGCAGCUCAUCUCAAGCCUAUCAUCUUCAGACAAUGGUGGCAGCAGUGGAAUCUCCCAGCAGUUCGUCGCGUCGCCGUCCGGAAGGUACGGAGGGCUGUUCGUCCGGCAAACGGCGGCCGACUCUCAGUCUUAUGGCCAUGACUACUGUUACAUCCAGAUUGUUGGCUCAGGUCAGAUCCUGUGGGAGUCAGAGUGCGCCCCUGUUAGCACCACGAACCGAUGCUACCUGGUUUUCUCCGACUUUGGCCUUGAGAUUUAUGAUGGGGGCAGGUCAGUUUGGGAUACUAACGCUGAUGGGGUGAAGCUGCAGACUCUCAUGAUGCUUGAUAAUGGAGACUUGCAGAUCAGAGACGAAGGUGAUCAAGUGGCCUGGAAGGCAAGUGAUUACCAGUCCAAUAGUCACAGAUGCAGCACUUCCAGUUACACCCCAUAUGCCUCUCCUCUACCUUCUAAUGACCCACAGCCUGCAUUCAACCAGCCAUACAACCAGCAGCCCCUGAACCAGCCAUAUUCCUCAGUGAAUCAGCCAUUCUCUUCUACAAACCAACAGCCUUUUGGUAAUGGAAUACCGUUAAUACACAAUCCUCUAUUUGGUAGCGGCUCAACGCGUGAAGUUCCAUCUCCUGUUUUUCUUCUGAUAGGUUUGUUUGUGCUUGUUUUGAGUGUUUAUGGUUUUGAUAUUUCUUAGUUUGGUCGGAAAGAUCUGCCUUUUUUUCCUUCAUUUAUGUUGGCUUCUUUCUGCAACUGUCAUAAGUUGAAACUUCUGCAGUUUGAGGCGGCCGUGGAUCUUCUUUAGCCUACUACUUAAUGAUUAGAAGCUCUCAAUAACUAAUCCUUAAUGAAUAUAUAU
Messenger RNA from Nymphaea colorata (pocket water lily), 1068 nucleotides. RefSeq lists its product as uncharacterized. The record is from RefSeq and is a predicted model, not a curated record. The coding region runs from base 28 to 906 and encodes 292 amino acids. The transcript has a single exon. Lineage: Eukaryota; Viridiplantae; Streptophyta; Magnoliopsida; Nymphaeales; Nymphaeaceae.